Molecule: messenger RNA, 4347 nt
Organism: Candida dubliniensis CD36
Lineage: Eukaryota; Fungi; Ascomycota; Pichiomycetes; Serinales; Debaryomycetaceae
Product: DNA-directed RNA polymerase III core subunit
Exons: 1
Coding region: 1-4347 (1448 amino acids)
Biological process (GO): DNA-templated transcription
Molecular function (GO): DNA-directed RNA polymerase activity; DNA binding
Source: RefSeq, a predicted model, not a curated record
AUGAAAGAAGUAGUUGUUGAUAUAGCUCCUAAAUGCAUUAAAGGUUUGGAGUUUGGAGCUUUAUCUGCAAAGGAUAUAGUAGCUCAGUCCGAAGUUGAGAUUCAAACCAGAGACUUGUAUGAUUUGGAAAAAGGCAGAGUGCCCAAAGAACACGGGGCUCUAGAUACUAAAAUGGGAAUAUCAUCGAAUGCCCAAGAAUGUUCUACCUGUCAUGGUAACUUGGCGUCUUGUCAUGGGCAUUUUGGUCACAUUAGACUAGCAUUGCCGGUGUUUCAUGUGGGUUAUUUUAAGAGUAUCAUUUCUGUUUUGCAGUGCAUUUGUAAAAACUGUGCUGCUGUUUUAUUGGAUGAACAAAGCAAGCGACAAUACUUGAAUGAUUUGCGGAAACCACAUAUUGACAAUUUGAGAAGAAUGAAAAUUAUAAAGAAAAUUAUUGAACAGUGUAAAAAGCAAAGAAGAUGUCUCAAAUGUAAUCAUAUCAAUGGUGUUGUCAAGAAGGCAGCUAGUGGUGCAGGGCCUGCUGCAUUGAAGAUUGUCCACGACACAUUUAGAUGGAUUGGUAAAAAGGAAACCCUUGAAAAGACUAUUUGGGAUGAGGAGUUGGAUCAAGUUUUCAUUAGAAACCCUGAGUUGGAAAAAUUUGCCAAAAGAAUCCACGAUGAUUUGAAUCCAUUGAAAACGUUGAACUUAUUUAAACAGAUCACCCCUCAAGACUGCGAAUUAUUUGGAUUAGAUCCUGCCAAGGGUGGUAGGCCAGAAAUGUAUAUAUGGAGAUAUUUGCCUGCCCCACCAGUUUGUAUCAGACCCUCGGUGAUGAUGGAUGCGCAAUCCAAUGAAGAUGAUUUAACUGUCAAGUUGACAGAAAUAGUGUGGACUUCAUCUAUGAUCAGAGCAGGUAUUGUUAAGGGGAUUUCCAUUAAUAAUUUGAUGGAACAAUGGGAUUAUUUGCAGUUAUCGGUUGCCAUGUAUAUUAACUCGGACUCUGCCAAUCCUGCAUUGCUGACGGGUGGUGGUGGUGCAAAAUCAUCAAAACCAAUUCGUGCCUUUUGUCAAAGAUUGAAAGGUAAGCAGGGUCGUUUUAGAGGUAAUUUGUCAGGUAAGAGAGUGGAUUUUUCAGGAAGAACCGUCAUUUCUCCAGAUCCCAAUUUGAAAAUUGAUGAGGUCGCUGUUCCUGAUAGAGUGGCCAAGGUAUUAACAUAUCCUGAAAAAUGUACUAGAUAUAACAAGAAAAAGUUGCAGAAGUUAAUUGUCAAUGGGCCAGAUAUUCAUCCGGGGGCAAACUAUGUUAUGAAACAGAACGAACCAGGUAAAAGAAACUUGAGAUUUGGUGAUAGAGUAAAGUUAGCAAAAACAUUACAGAUUGGAGACAUUGUUGAGCGUCAUAUAGAAGAUGGGGACGUUGUUUUGUUCAACAGACAGCCUUCGUUGCAUAGAUUGUCAAUUUUAUCACAUUAUGCCAAGAUCAGGCCAUGGCGAACUUUCCGUUUGAACGAAUGUGUUUGUACACCGUAUAAUGCUGAUUUUGAUGGUGAUGAAAUGAAUUUGCAUGUUCCUCAAACGGAGGAGGCAAGGGCGGAGGCUAUUAAUUUGAUGGGUGUGAAGAACAACUUAUUGACUCCAAAAUCCGGAGAACCAAUUAUUGCUGCUACCCAAGAUUUCAUCACUGGGUCUUACUUGAUUUCCCACAAGGACUCAUUUUUUGAUCGUGCUACAUUGGUGCAGCUAUUGAGUAUGAUGUCUGAUGCAGAUAUUCAAUUUGAUAUUCCGCCACCAACAAUUUUCAAACCGGUCAUGUUGUGGACUGGUAAGCAAGUAUUUUCUUUGUUGAUAAAACCAAACAAGAAAUCUAAUGUUGUUAUUAAUUUGGAUGCCAAAAAUAAAACAUUCCAUCCUCCAAAGAAGGGUUUACCUAAUGAAAUGUCGCCAAAUGAUGGAUUUGUUGUUAUUAGAGGAUCUAAAAUAUUGAGUGGUUUGAUGGACAAGUCCACUUUAGGUGAUGGUAAGAAACAUUCAGUGUUUUACACAAUUCUUCGAGAUUAUGGUCCAGAGGAAGCUGCUGCUGCUAUGAACAGAAUGGCCAAGUUGUGUGCAAGGUUUUUGGGGAAUAGGGGGUUUUCUAUUGGUAUCAAUGAUGUCACCCCUGCCGAUGAAUUAAAGCAAAAGAAAGAGUUGAUGGUGGAACAAGCCUAUUUGAAGUGUGAUCAAUUGAUUGAUUUGUAUAAUCGCGGGAAAUUAGAAACUCAACCCGGUUGUAAUGAAGAACAAACAUUGGAAGCAAAGAUUGGGGGGUUAUUGUCGAAGGUCAGAGAAGAGGUGGGGGAUGUUUGUAUCAGAGAGUUGGACUCUUUAAAUGCUCCAUUGAUUAUGGCAACCUGUGGUUCCAAAGGUUCUACAUUAAAUGUGUCGCAAAUGGUGGCUGUUGUUGGUCAACAAAUCAUUUCAGGACACCGUGUUCCCGAUGGGUUCCAAGAUAGAUCAUUACCUCAUUUCACAAAGAAUUCCAAGACUCCACAAUCAAAGGGUUUUGUGCGAAACUCUUUCUUCAGUGGGUUGACUCCGCCGGAAUUUUUGUUCCAUGCUAUUUCUGGUAGAGAAGGUUUAGUUGAUACUGCUGUCAAGACUGCUGAGACUGGUUACAUGUCAAGAAGAUUAAUGAAGUCAUUAGAAGAUUUAUCAUCGCAGUAUGACAACACAGUACGAAACUCGUCUAAUGGUAUUGUUCAAUUCACUUAUGGUGGAGAUGGCUUAGACCCAUAUGAUAUGGAAGGUGACGCCAAACCAGUCAACUUCAAUAGACAAUGGGAUCAUGCUUAUAACUUGACAUACAAUGUCGACGAUGUCAGCUUGUUGCCUUAUCAAAUAGAAGAGUUGGUGGAUUCCAUUUUGGCACCAUUGGAGAAUAAAUUGAUAAGAUAUGAUAAUUUAGGUAAUGCUUUGAAUGAUAAAGAGAAGGAGGAAAAAAUAGAAUAUAUUGAUCAAAACGAUGGUGAAAGAGACUUUUACAAAUCAAUACGUGACUUUAUCACUAAAAAAUCGACCAGAUUGGCUCGACUUAGGGAAGAGAGAGGUUUGAAGGCAUAUUUUACAGCCCCCAACGAGGAUGAAAUUGUUAUGGAUGAGGAUCGUGUAACCUCCAACGCAAUUGAUCAAUUGCUGAAGAUUUCUCUGAAUGCAGUGAAAACAUUUUUGGAACAAUGUCUUUACAAAUACUCUCGUGCCCGAGUUGAACCUGGAACUGCUGUUGGAGCUAUUGGUGCACAAUCUAUUGGUGAGCCAGGUACGCAAAUGACCUUGAAAACUUUCCAUUUUGCUGGUGUGGCAUCUAUGAAUGUUACGUUGGGUGUUCCUCGUAUCAAAGAAAUUAUCAAUGCAUCAAAAGUCAUAUCAACGCCAAUUAUCAAUGCAGUAUUGGUUAACGAUGACGACGAAAUUGCGGCACGUGUUGCCAAAGGGAGAAUUGAAAAGACACUUUUGGAAGAUGUCGCAUUUUAUAUUGAAGAUGUUUACAAGGACAAUCUUGCCUACUUGUCGAUCAAGGUCGAUUUGGAAACAAUCGAUAAGCUUCAAUUAGAGCUUAAUUUAGAAAACAUUGCUGUUGCCAUUGCUAAUGCUCCUAAAUUAAAGAUUUCGCAGAGUGACGUUUCGGUGACUGGUAAGGACAGAAUUAAUGUUUUAGUUAGUAUCAAAGAGACCAAAACAGAGAGUUUGAGAAAUACUGUCGACCCCAAGAAUGCUUUGUUCUUCAGAAUGCAGCACUUGAAGAGAGCUUUGCCUGGUGUUUGUAUUAAAGGGUUGCCCAAUAUUUUCCGUGCUGUUAUCAAUAUAAAAGACGAUGGUAAAAAGGAGUUGUUAGUAGAAGGAUAUGGAUUGAAGGAUGUUAUGAACACCGAAGGUAUAGUAGGAACCAAAACUACCACAAAUCAUGUUUUGGAAGUGAAUCAGAUACUAGGAAUCGAGGCUGCCAGAGGAUCUAUUAUUAAGGAAAUUGAUUAUACAAUGAGUAACCACGGUAUGAGUGUUGAUCCUCGUCAUAUUCAAUUAUUGGGUGAUGUUAUGACUUAUAAAGGUGAAGUGUUGGGUAUUACUAGAUUUGGUUUGAGUAAAAUGAGAGAUUCGGUUUUACAAUUGGCUUCGUUUGAGAAAACAACGGAUCAUUUGUUUGAUGCUGCAUUUUUUAUGAAGAACGAUAAAAUUGAAGGUGUUUCUGAAUGUAUUAUUUUGGGACAAACAAUGCUGAUUGGAACUGGUUCAUUUAAAUUGGUUAAAUCUAGUAAUUACGAAAAGAAAGUAUUAAAGAAAAAACCAACAUUAUUCGAAUCAUGUUGUGAAGUAGCAGCUAGUGCUUAA